ACGGCCAAGGUCUCGUAGCGCACUCAGCAUCGCGUCUGUCGCGUCUUUGUCAUGCAAAACCGGCCGGAUAGAGAGAGAGACAGAGCGCGCAUCACUCUUCUCCAACGACUGCGUCAAUGAGAAACUAAACAAAGGGUACACUCUUUGUCUGGGUAGAUCUUUUUUCCGUUUCAACCACCCAGAAAAGGCGAAUCGCAUGAAGAACAUGCUGCCGGAUAAGACUCCAAUGUCCCUUGGAACGGACGCAACAAAGCUUCAUUCCAAUGGCGGCACGUUGGGCACGUCCAGCAUCCGUGGCCCUCGCUCGAAGGCAGAGCUUCAGGAGUUGAUGGAGAGCUUACAGCGCAGGAAAUCGGCUCUGGAAGCAAGUUUAAAAGCUACAGCAGAACGCGGUUACAUCACCCUAUCCCCACCUCCCAGUCCCCAAUCUGCUUCCAGCUAUCCACAGGAGCGCCCUCCUCUUUCUCUCAGAGUCCCCUCCCCUUACACACCCACCAGCAGCUUGAGCAUGCCCCCCUCCCCCCACCAAUCAGAGCGCCCCUUAAGUCCAGUCCCGAGCCAAACCCGUACCCGACACCAAUCGCAGGAUAACCUGUUGCUUUGCCACUCAUCUGAUACGCGCCACUCCAACACUACCAGCUCGCUCCUCACCAUGUGGAACGGCUCGACUUCCUCCUACAUGCCCGACGCUCCCUCUCCAUCUCGCCGGGGUCCAAGUGGGGCAGCCAGCAUGCCCUCCAGCCCCCGCUUGGGCCGCAGGCUGUUCUCACGAGACGGGGAGUCAGCGGCGGAGCCACCGCUCCGCCAGAGGAAAUACUCCACCGGUUCCCUGAACGGCCUAGGAGGUCAUAGCCGCUCUCUACCCAGGCUGUAUCGAGGAGACACUCCUAUGUUGUCUUUGCCACCCCGUCGCAGCACCAAACCACGCCGUAGCCUUCCUGCCAUGGAGAAACCCCCAGAUGUGACGGUGAUAGCCAGCGUGCCCGGUAACUCUCGUAGGGCCAGUCUCUGUUCUGUGGGCUCUGCCCCGUGUUUGGACCUGGGCUUUGGAGAAAGGCGUAUGUCGUUUGGUAAAGGAGGCCUGGGGCCUGGGAUGGGGCAGAGGAGGGGUAGUAUCAGUUCGCUGAGUGGGAAAGAAGAGCUACACGAUUAUCAUCAGAGACAAAGAGAUGAGAGACUGAGAGAACAGGAGGUGGAGAGACUGGAACGACAGCGUCUGGAGACCAUCCUGUGCCUGUGCUCUGAGUUCGGCCGUUCAGAUCUCAUCCGGCUGGAGACCGACUCUGGCGUCUCGGCCGUGUCUGACUUGCAGAAGAUCAAUCGUGAGCUGGAAAAGCUGCAAGUCUCGGAUGAUGAAUCCGUGUUCUCAGAGUCUGCAGGAGUUUCUGUUGAGAGCGGGUUUGUGGGGAAGAGUCGAGGAGAGAUCCUGACCCAGAGACAUCGUAGACUCAGUGGACACAGAGAGACGAGACCCCAGUCGCCCACCACCUCCCUGCGGAGCUCAGCACCUUCACCAUCUCCACUCCUCCGCCGCAAGGUGUCUGAAGACAUGCAGCUGCGACAGGAAGUGACACGUAUAGAGGAGGAAAGAAUUCAGAUGCUCAACAACAUCGAGGAACUGGAGCAGAAGAUCAGAGAUCUGGACACACAGAUGGACGAGUCGCUCAGGGAGAUGGAGGUGGAGAGAGCUCUUCUGGAUGGGGAGCAGGAGGCCGAGUUGGCUCAGCUACAAAGCGACAAGGAAUUGCUGGAACAACUCAAUGAAAAAAUGGGCAACAUGGGGAAAAGCACUCGGAACAAUCAGACUACGGAGAAAGCCAUGUUGGAGGCUGAAAGAGUUAAAAUAGAGAGGCUAGCUGAGCUGAUCUCAGAACAGAAGACCCAGUUGGACACCUGUCCUGAAGCAUUGAAGGAGCACCUCCACAAUCAGCUUUCCAGGGACACCGAAGCUUUGGAAAUAGAGACGAAACGUUUUGAAGAUCUGGAGUUUCAGCAGUUGGAAAAAGAAAGCCGACAGGAUGAAGAAAAGGAGACGCAGACCCAGCAACUCCUCAGGGAGACCGCUGAAUAUCAGAGAUCACUCAUAAAUCGCAAGGAGAGGCUUCUUACCCUGAAGAAGCAGUCAACUCAGAUUACUCAGCAGGCCCAGCGGGAAAAAGAGAACUUCUUAAAGGAGAAGAGCAAUCUUAUUUAUAUGCUGCAGAGGGAGCGCGAGAAUCUGUCGUCUCUAGAAAGGAAAUACUCAGAGCUCACAGGUGGUCAGGCUUUUCCCCUUAAUCCUGUGUCCAUGAAGGAGCACUUUCGUUCUUUGGAGGAGAGGAGGCGGAGCCAUGGCAACAAGGAGGGUGGAGCUCUGCUGACUGACAACGGCAUUUCCCGUAAGAGAGAGAGGCAGAGUUCCGGGAUAUUAAACUCUACCCUUAAUCGCAGUCUGUCUCCUAAGGCUCAUAUGCCACUGUCUCAGAGCUCAAGCUGUGGUAGUGUACUGCCUCGUACCCUCUCCGCCACCUCCCGUGACCUAGACACCCGCCGCCUGCUCAAGGCAGGUCAGAUGUUUUUAAAUGAAGAGAGGCAGCGAUUGAAUGAAAUGACCAAUAGGGCGGUUUCUGAGUCAAAUGUCUACCUGGACCCAUUCCAGUACAUGGAUAACGGACACAACUUUGACACAAUGAGUGUGGACAGCGCAGAAAGCCUGGAAACCAGCAUUUCCGCUUGCUCACCUGACAACAUUUCAAGCACCAGCACCGCUAACAUGGUGAAGAUAGAGGAGAUGGAGCGAAUGUUGAGAGACGCUCAAGCCGAGAAGAACAGAUUAUUGGACCACAGGGAGCGAGAGAUGGAAUUGCGGAGACAGGCACUUGAAGACGAGAGGAGGAGAAGGGAGGAGUUGGAGAGGAGACUUCAGGAGGAGACGAACAGACGACAGAAGCUGGUGGAGAGAGAGGUGAAGCUGCGGGAAACUCAGACACGACCGUUGACACGUUACCUGCCCAUAAGGAAGGAUGACUUCGACCUGAGAGGUCACAUCGAGGCAGCAGGUCACCAUCCUGAGACGUGUUUUCACUUGGCCAUCACUGAGAAGACCUGCAGGGGCUUCCUGGUCAAAAUGGGUGGAAAAAUCAAAACCUGGAAGAAGCGCUGGUUCGUCUUUGACCGCAAUCGCAGGACGCUGGCAUAUUAUGCUGAUAAACAUGAAACCAAAAUGAAAGGUGUGAUAUACUUCCAAGCCAUAGAGGAAGUCUACUACGACCAUCUGAAGAACGCACACAAGAGCCCGAACCCCUCCCUGACGUUCAGCGUGAAGACGCAUGACCGCGUUUAUUAUAUGGUUGCUCCUUCUCCAGAGGCCAUGAGAAUCUGGAUGGAUGUUAUCGUCACUGGAGCGGAAGGAUACACCCACUUCCUGGUGUGAGCGGGACUCAUCUUUGUUUAACAACACAAAAUGACCUUCAUGGUUUAAGCCCUGCCCGCUGUAAGGGUCCUGGUACUGGAUUUCAUUCUUUCCAAAAUAUUUGGAUUGAUCAGUUGUCUAGUGGAGAACCUCAACUGAAUGUUCGGCACUCAUCCAUGAUAUAUGAUGUGGUGCUUUAUACAAAGGCAGCUCUUAGACUUCAAAGGUACCGUUCAAGAGCUCUUUCCGUGGUGAGAUCCUGUGAAUAAGAAGUCACUCACAUGGUCUUUAUUACUAAAGCAUCCUGCAAAGUGUAAACUGGCGAUAUGUGUUGAUCUGAAGAUACCUCAAAGAACCAACUGCUCUUAUUCUUCAUCGUUCAUUGAAACGAGAUGCCAAAGACUUCCUGAUGUGCCAUACAGAUAUACCACAGUUUACCUUAACAAAUCAGUAUUCUAGUGUUGGUACUGUUUUUAUAUCCAUGUUUAUAAAUGUAUCUGUAGCCACUGCUACUUGAAGCUUUUAACCAUGUAUUAAUGAUGCACGUUUAUUUUGUUCCUGUUCUUCAUUAAUUGCCUUUCUAUACAUUAUUAUCUAAAGUAAGUAGGUAAAUAUGUAGCACAGAUUUCAAUGAGGGUAUAAACAGACUGUGUUGUAUUUAAUAGUUGAGCAUUCCUGUUGCUCAGAAACAUUCUGGAUAAACAGCACACGUACAGCACACCAAAGAUAAGCUGAAUUUCUAUUUCAGCAUGAUUGAAUGUAACUGCAUGUACCUAUCAUUUAAAUGCUUUUUUAAGGAUAAAGAAUAACGUAGCUAAAAACUUCAACAGGGAUAUGUUUAAAAGCUGAAUUCAGUCUUUCAUCAAGUGCACUGACCUUCUGUCGUUGGUUUCAAUGAACGCGCAGUACCACAACUGACCACAAGAGGGUUUCAAUGUCACUUACUCUUUCAGUGGCAUUGAAUUGCUUUUUUGAGAGUGAAUUUUAUAAAUCUGAUUCAUAUUCAAGGUUAAUAUUUUAAUUGUUUUUUAAUAACAAAUCUUUAUGCAUAUCUAAGCUUGUUUAUCUGAUAUUAUAUUUUAAAUAUAAAGGAUCAUAAUUUCAUUUCUUAGUGAGAAUAUGAUAAUGAUGUGAAUAUUAAUUUUGAAAGUAUAAAUAUGUGACAUGGUUGAUUUACUAAGAACAUAUGAUGGUACAUGUGCUGUAUGGCAACAAAACGUUGCCUUGUUGGAUUGUUGUCUGUCAGUUAGUUGUGCGUGAGCCAUUCAGGAUGAGCCAUUCUUCAUCCUGAUAUAAAAUACACUAGACAGCUGUUUGUCACAAACAUUCAUAUAAUUUCUGUCAAAAAGAGUUAAUACUUUUAGCUGACUGUAUCAUUUUAAACCGUGUUCUGUAACAGUAAUGCUGGAUUACCUAUACAGUGUAAAAAACUUGAUUUAACAGAAUUUCAUGUAUAAUCUAAGAACCUGUUAUUUUACUGAUUUUUUACAGCUUUUUAUGUAUUUGUGAAAAACCAUAAAAUCACGGAGGAUGCAAAAGGAAAA
Messenger RNA from Triplophysa dalaica, 4935 nucleotides. RefSeq names its product pleckstrin homology-like domain, family B, member 2a (gene phldb2a). The coding region runs from base 197 to 3412 and encodes 1071 amino acids. Gene Ontology annotation, biological process: regulation of microtubule cytoskeleton organization. The transcript is spliced from 18 exons. Gene Ontology annotation, cellular component: basal cortex. Lineage: Eukaryota; Metazoa; Chordata; Actinopteri; Cypriniformes; Nemacheilidae. The record is from RefSeq and is a predicted model, not a curated record.